GUUGACUUUGACUCACUUCACUUCAUUCCACCCACCUUGCUAAUAUUUACACCAUGAAGGCAGCAGCUAUAUGCCUGUUCCUAAUGCUGGCACUCAUGUCUAUCUUCGAUGUGGAGUCAGUCUCAAAAGAAACAGUUAACUGUGAUGGUUAUAAAAAACUACCACCAGGACAGUCCCGACAAUGCACUCUAGAAUAUAUUCCAAUAUGUGCUUCUAACAGGAUAACAUAUCCCAACAAAUGUACUUUCUGCGAUGCUGUUAAGCAGAGUGAUGACAAGAUCAAAUUUUCACAUUAUGGGAAUUGUUGAAUUAAAGCAUCAGUUCUGAAAUACCCUUCACUGCUUUUCAUUCCUACUAGAAGAUAAUGCACAAGACAUCUCUUAUUUCCAGAAGAUUCUCCUUCGUAAUGUUGGAUCUUCAACUUUGCUUGU
Dromiciops gliroides (monito del monte) is the source of this 431-nucleotide messenger RNA. Its product is annotated as ovomucoid-like. Bases 54 to 308 code for a protein of 84 amino acids. Gene Ontology annotation, molecular function: protein binding. The record is from RefSeq and is a predicted model, not a curated record. NCBI's taxonomy places the organism in Eukaryota, Metazoa, Chordata, Mammalia, Microbiotheria, Microbiotheriidae. The transcript is spliced from 4 exons.